This is a messenger RNA of Acromyrmex echinatior (Panamanian leafcutter ant), 861 nucleotides long. RefSeq lists its product as uncharacterized. Lineage: Eukaryota; Metazoa; Arthropoda; Insecta; Hymenoptera; Formicidae. The record is from RefSeq and is a predicted model, not a curated record.
UGCGGCUGCAUAAUAAGUUUCGUAAAGUGUUUCGUCGAAUUAUCGAAAAAAUAUCGUGUCAAAUGUGAUAAAUAUUCUAGAAUUAGGUUUUAUUAAAGCGGAUUCAAUAAAUUUGCCUAAGGUUGACAUAUUUAUGGUGACUGAAUUUAUAAAACAAAGUGACAAGUUCAAUGCUGCUGAGGUUAGAAAUGCAAAAGCCGCAAUGUCAUUACGAGAAUCAUAUGGUGAUCAGGCAAUAGAUUAUGUAUGUCUCAAAAGAAAAGAAUCUUUGGGAACAUGUAUUAUACAUGUACAAUGCAAGGUAUGUCCAGAACAUCGUAUUCGUAAUAAAGGAUACUCGGUUACAAUGACCAUUGAUGAAAAAGAUGAAAAGGUGAUUGAUGUCCAAUAUGACAAUUGUGUAUCAAACGGAGGCUGCAAACAUGCGAUUGCCUUUUUAAUGUGGAUUCAUAGGAAGUCAGAGAAUCCUUCCGUUCACAGAAGUAGAAUGUUAUUGGCGUCGCUCUUCUUUGGCUUCCGUUGACACAGCAAAAAAAUACAUUGAAUUAAAGGAAUUGGGAAAAAUUAAUGUUGUGGAUGUACAUUUACCAAACAAUUCGUCGUUUUUAAAAGCUGUAGUCGAUAAAGCAAAAGAGAAACAAUCAACUCUCUAAGCACAAUUUUAUAUUAGAAAGCGAAAUAUACAAAUCUCUGUUAAUACACCAAUUAUUAUCAAAUUUUUGCGAAAAAGGAGGUUCCUUUGUGGAUGAUUUUUUGGAAUAUGCCAGUAAAGAGAUGUUAAAGGAUUUAAUUUUUCUGGCAUAUGACAGAAAAAUUAACCAGAUUCCAAAGUGAUACUUUAAUUUGGCAUGAACUCUGAUA